GCAAUCAAGAUUUUUACAUCGUAGUUGUUACGUGAAAAUUUCUUAUAUUUGAUUUUAUAGUGAAAAAGUGUACGGUAAUAAUUGAUUGUUUCGCAAGUACUUAUUUCAAAUGUAUUGAUACAAAAAGCACAAACGUAAAAACAAUUAUUGCCUGGUACGGAAUUCAGCAAUCCUAAAACAAUAACAUACGAAAUGGAACAGAUAUUUCAAUCUUUGCGAGACGAUGAGCGCCGCAUUGGUGAGGAGUAUAUGUCCAGCUUAACGGACUUAAAUUGCAAUAGCAAACCUCUUAUCAACAUGCUUACGAUGUUGGCGGAAGAAAAUAUCAACUAUGCACACGUAAUUGUACGUGUGGUGGAGUUUCAUAUCAGCCAGGUCCCGCCCGAGUACAAACUACCUAUAUUAUAUUUAAUAGACUCGAUUAUUAAAAAUGUAAAAAGCAACUAUGUACAACUGUUUGGACAAUGUAUCGUGAAUAUCUUUCUAAACGCCUUUGAAUCGGUGCAACACUCCCAAUCACAGGUUCUCGAGAAAGUUCGCGAACGAAUGUACGCGCUUCGGCAAACAUGGAACGAUGUAUUCCCUCCAUCCAAGCUGUAUGCACUUGAUGUAAAGGUUAAGCGUUUGGACAACAAUUGGCCAGUUACGGCUAAGCAGCCGCCCAGAAUUCACGUCAAUCCGGCAAUACAUGUUAAUCCUGAUUUUCUCAAAACCGGCAUAGUUCCCAUGCCGGUAAAUCCUACACUCACCAGUGAUAUGGAAGAGAUCCUGCAGGCUAAAACGCGUGAACUGCUCGAACUUAAAAAAAGGAAAUUGGAAUUGGAAUUGGAGCAAACAAAAAAACACUUAGAGCAACAAGAACGGCAGCUAAUACAGGCUACCGAUUCUAUUUCUGUGCCGUCAGUUUCACUCGCCGGAUCGGGAACAGUGCUACGUACGCCUGAACUGGAGACUCCCUUAGGAACGGUACCGGUACAAACUGGCGCUCUGUACAAUAGAGUUGGCAUUUGUCAUGUCGGCCCAGAAGCGCCAUCAAUGAUGUCUAAUAUGCUCAGCUCAACCCAAAAGCUACCUACAAUCAAACCAAAAGUGCACCCAGUGAAUUCCGCUUUACUAAAUUCAGUCCGUCAUCGGGAUCCUCGACUAGCACGUCAGGCGCAAUCACUGCAAUCCUUGCGUAACAAUUCAGAACAGGACCCCAACUCAGUGCAUAAACAAAGUCGCUCACGCAGCAAGUCGCCUUUACGUUCCAGCGGCCACAGUCGUUCUAAUAAAAGCAAACGCAGCGCGUCGAAAAGCUCAAACGCUUCGUCAUCGUCGUCCGGGUCGGAGAGGCGUAGCAAAAGCAGCAGCUCUACCGUAUCGUCUUCUACAAAAGGUUCAUCCUUUCCUGCAUCUUUGCGUGAAAAGUACUCCUCCCGCAAUGAUCAUGUUAUUAAUGGCCAACCAACACCAAUGAAGCGCAAAUCAAGUUCACCUGCCACUUCACCGUCCAAAUCAAAACGUAACACCUCGCAAAAGUCACAAGUCGGGGCAUCAAGCUCAAGACCUACACGUUCGCGUAGUCGCUCUCCUGCCUCUGGAAGGUAUGUCGGCAUCCGAAAUGUGCGUAGGAACAGCAAUCUGCCGCAGUCAUCAACAUCUAAUGAAGUCAGCACAUGCGCAAUCUCAAAUGAAUUAGACAAACAUAAAUUUAAAAUACUUGAACCAGGACAUCCUUCAAACUUAGAGGCUUCAAGUAUGGACGUUGAUUUGCGGCCGAUAGUUGCCAGUUCGGAAACUGCCGAAACGAUGCUAACGCCACUGCAACAAACUGCUUUUCCAACGAUGGAUGUUACAACAGCAUUCACCAACUCAAUCAUCACAAACGCAAUUACUGCAACUGCUAGUACUGCGACUAGUUCCAAAUUGCCUACAAAAGUGUCGUUCAAAAUACAAAAACCACUAAAUAAAUUUGAAAAAUCUACAGCACAUUUAUCAACAGCAUUGCUGGUAACCACAACAGCAUCACCGUCAAAUAGUGCAUCAAGCGGAAAGGCGCAAACUACAACGUUAUUACAGGGUAAUGUAUGUGAUGUCAAGCAGAAUAAUAAUAAAUUACACACCGCGAAUGUGCAAAGCAGUGAAAAACGCACCUCUACUGUCUUAGUGGAGGAGCAACCUCAACAAAAACGCAGUAGGUCAUCAAAACUGGAUGCGCUUUUUGGGAGUGAAGACGUGGACCUUCGCAAAGAGAUGCCGGCAGCUGAUUUUAAGUCAGGGACUAACUCAGUCAUUUUGGUUGAAGAUGAUUCUAUGGAGAAUUGGGACAAUCGAAUGGACGCAAAGCAAAUAAUUUCACCACAAGACAAGGAUCCAUUGUUUGAUGCACUGCGCGCUAAGCUAGCCAAAACUGUUCACACCAACAACAAAUUGAGUAAAGAAGGUCAACUUACCAGCGAUACAACACAACGCCCACAACAGUUUGGAGUAACGAAGUUAAAUGAUGACUCUCAAGAGGCUCAUGAAGAAAAGGUGCGCACCAUACUGACACAAGCACGGGAAAUGUACGAAAGCAGUGCCAUCAAUCAAGAACAGUACAGGGAUCUGUUGCAGAAAGUACUGGCUAUAAAUGAGAACAGCAAGCUCAAAGGAACCAAUCGAUGCGAGCCAGCAUCCGAUGAAAUGAAUUACGAAACGCGCGAACGUAAUGCAGCACGUGAUGCGGUGCUCAAAAAACGUAUACCCAAGCUGAAAAACAGCGAGACUCAACGUAACGAGUGCUCGCUCCGAAGUGAAGCUUCUAUAUAUGACGACCCACAGCGCCAAAUUCCAGAUAAAGAGCCUGGUGGACAGCAAAAGUCAAACACAAAGCUUGAAAGCAAGCGACGGAAACCUUCGAAAUGGGGUGAACAGGUAGACACGGUUCAACGUGCUGCUUGGCUGGCUAACAAUUCGCAUACGCCAUCUGUAAGUGGAGGUAACAAUAAACGCUCUGUGGGCAGUUUUCGGGGGAAUGUAAAUAACUCAAAUAUGCGGAUGCUAGUCGCCACGCCUUGGCAGCAGCCGUUUACUGGCUUACCUUCCAUGGUUACAACAACAGCGCCGGUUGUAGCAUCCGUAACCUCUGUUGAACUAGCAAGUUUCGCUGGUUCAGCCAGCAAUAUACCGCCACCUCCGCAGCCACCCUCGAUGAUUGCCUUACCUCCGCUGCCACCAGCGCUGACCAAGGCGAUUAAUUCGCUGGACAAUCCCAUGACAGAUGUGGUGCGAAGCAUUACGAUCGACGGUGGCACGAAAGAGAUACGCUUCUAUAAUCAAGUCGCAAUAAUAUUUAUGGAUAAAGAUGAGCCACACGAGAUCGGCUUUCAGAAUGGUCAGCGUGCUAUUUGCAUUGACCACAACGAGCCGCUUCCGCUGAGCUUCAACGAUGAGUACAAAACCUUUACGCUAGACGGACAAUUACAUCGCAUACGCUUUGGGUUUCCCUCACGUGAGCUCUACAUUGAUGAUCAUUGGUACGAGAUCUACUUCGGUGGUCCGCCCAUUUCUCUGCCCAUUGGGAACAAGCUUCACGUGCUAAAGGCAGAAGGUCCGCCGCCCAAUGUUGACAUUGGCAAGGUGCGACGAGACCUUGUCGCUGGAAAAAUCAACAUGAUUGUGGAUGCGCAUAAUAUUGUUCCACUGUUUUUAGAUGCCAAAGUACAGACGUUUCAAUUAGGAACUGAGCCACAUCAGCUUCAAUUUACGGACAGUUUCCUUUAUGUAUUGUUGGACGGGAAACUAUUGAAGGUCGACUACGGUGGGUUGCCCAAAAGCUUCAGUUUGAGUGGACGCAAAUAUUUCAUACGAUUUGGCACCCUACCUGUAGGUGUAGUGGCUGGAAAGACUCACGUGCAAGACAUGAUCUACAUUAAGACUGAUGCGCCAGUAGAGUCACAUUUAUUACAACCAACAAUAGCAAAUAUGGACAAACAUCUUAUUGAAAAAGCUUCAAGUGUUCAGCUGCCAGUUAGUCUUAACAUUGAUGAGCUUUUUCAAAAGCUCAUAUCGUCAGGCAUCAUAGGUACCACGACUUCUUCUAGCACAUCAGUCAGUGCACCAGCAGUAACUAUUGACGACUCAGCGCAAGCAGCCAAAGGAACUGGUUCCUCAGAAGUGUCUGUAGCGACCGCAACUUCUGGGCCUAUUAAACGCGUUGAGCUUAACAAGCCUGAAACCAUAAAGAAGCGCCAGUCGGGCGUCGUAACAGCACUUUAUCUCGGAAUGCAGUGCAGCAGCUGUGGGCUACGCUUUCCACCAGAGCAGACCAUAAAAUAUAGCCAACACUUGGACUGGCACUUUCGGCAGAAUCGACGCGAACGCGACCCGACCCGCAAGGCCACAUCACGCAAAUGGUAUUAUGAUCUCACUGACUGGAUGCAAUAUGAGGAAAUCGAAGAUAUUGAUGAACGUGAGAAAAACUUUAUGGAAACACCCCUCCUACAAACUGAAGUUGCGGACGAAUUGUCGAAUCAACGUUCCAUGGACUCGCCCAUGCCUAGCUGUGCGGCGAGUGCCGAUGAUGUUGAUCGCGCUUGCGAUAUGUGCCACGAGAAGUUUGAACAGUUCUACAACGAGGAGCUCGAGGAAUGGCACUUACGGGCAGGCAUUCGUGUGGAUGGAAAAAUAUAUCAUCCUUUGUGCUAUGACGACUACAAAUCUUCAUUGAACCCACUAAACGUGAAAUCUGUCGAAGCUGAUACAUCAGUAAAUGUGGAAUUAAACAAUGCCGACGAUAAUGCCACUGAUGCACUCAUAAAAAUGGAAAGUGUUGACCAGAAAGUCAGCGAAGAUCGAGAGGUAAACAAUGUUGAUGAAGAUGACGACGAUGUCAUUGUACUGCCCAAUGAGGAGCCCAGUGUAACAGAAAUUGUUGAUGAUGAUGACGAAUAUGUGCCCGUUAAUGCUACUGAUGAGAAAAUGAGCGCAAAAUCGCAAAGCUCAAGUGAAGAAGAUAGACCACCGCUAUCUCAAAACGAAUCUGCCGCCGAAUCGGAUGUAGAGAUACAGGAACCCCACAUUCCAUUUACUGAUCUGGACACGUAUGUUGAGAAGGAACUGCCGCCAAUGGAUGACUCAGUAAAGGCUGCUUUUUUAAAUGUAAAAAUUAAAGAAGAGCCCAAGGAAGAUGAGGAAGAUGAGGACGACGGCUUCGAAGAUGUCGGCACGGUAAUUCUGCAGCCGCCAACCGAAGACGAAAUAUAUAUGGAUAGUAGUGAAACACUAACUCAAACAAUAGCAUCGUCUGCUUCACCUGUGACGCUCGAUAGACCACCUUCGACGGGAUCGCUAGCGUUGCAAUCUAAGACUGAUGAGCUUGAGUUGGAACAAGCGCACGACUUGAAUUCUUCCAUCGACGGCAACAACGAUCGGCAGGAAAUUCACAAUUUAAGUGCAUCGGGACCAUUGCUGGCGUUACCUUUGGCUAGCAUAGUUAAUAAAAUAAAAAUUAAUAUCACUAAGAAUACUAGUAGUAAUAGUAAUAAUAGUGCCUCCAAUAAUAACAACACCAUAACAGCAAUAUCUUUAACAGCCGGCACAUCAGAUGCAACAUCCAAUUUACAAAAAACAGCAGAACCUGCCACUGCUUCCGCUAUUACCGUCAUCGGUGGUGGCGGCAUUGCGGUCGACUCUGAUGGUCAGGUCAAUGCUAUAGAAACCAUUUCAACGAUUCCAGUAUUGUGCAGCGGCAACACAUUUGUUCCAAAGAUCACGAGUACUAUCAGUUCAAAUUCACCUGUUAACAUCAGCUCCAUUUCCGUCAUCGGCAGCAGCUACAGCAAUACCUCGCGCUUUACGAAGUCGGGUACAGCAUCAACGCCAAUAGUGGCUGUCACAACAGCAUCAGCGCCUGCAAAAGUGAAAACUCCACCACCAGUUCAGAAUUUAUUUGAUUUGAAACCCACUCUCCGUAAUGCUACACUAAAAAAAACUAGAAGAGUGCAAAGUGGCGUCGAUACUUCUGGAUUGUGUUCUAUUAUGUAAUGAGAUUUUAUGCUUGACCCGUAUUUGGUAUGUUUUAUAGGCUUAUUGUUUAUUCAUAAAAUCAUUUCAAACGUUAAUUAGUUCUAGAAUUCUAAAAGCGCAAGGUUGGGAAUGCGCCAACAAUUAAACGUUUUUAAUUUAUUAAUUUUUAGAAACGCAAUAAAAAUAUACAUACAUAUAUUAUUUUUGGUAAUUUUAUAACACUUGAAAAUUAGCCAAUUGUAACCCGUACUUUUUAUGCUCCUUAAAAUAAAUAAAAAUUAAACUUGGCAUA
Scaptodrosophila lebanonensis is the source of this 6280-nucleotide messenger RNA. It is a transcript of the gene Pcf11, whose product is annotated as pre-mRNA cleavage complex 2 protein Pcf11. Gene Ontology annotation, molecular function: mRNA binding; RNA polymerase II complex binding. Bases 193 to 6006 code for a protein of 1937 amino acids. The record is from RefSeq and is a predicted model, not a curated record. Gene Ontology annotation, biological process: termination of RNA polymerase II transcription. NCBI's taxonomy places the organism in Eukaryota, Metazoa, Arthropoda, Insecta, Diptera, Drosophilidae. Gene Ontology annotation, cellular component: mRNA cleavage factor complex; cytoplasm. The transcript is spliced from 12 exons.